Botrytis sinoallii is the source of this 2283-nucleotide messenger RNA. RefSeq lists its product as uncharacterized. Gene Ontology annotation, biological process: DNA-templated transcription; regulation of DNA-templated transcription. The transcript is spliced from 6 exons. Bases 1 to 2274 code for a protein of 757 amino acids. Gene Ontology annotation, cellular component: nucleus. Lineage: Eukaryota; Fungi; Ascomycota; Leotiomycetes; Helotiales; Sclerotiniaceae. Gene Ontology annotation, molecular function: DNA-binding transcription factor activity, RNA polymerase II-specific; zinc ion binding; DNA binding. The record is from RefSeq and is a predicted model, not a curated record.
AUGGAUACACCAUCAACAUCUACCUCACAAGAAUCUGCUCCUGCUCAUUCUAAGAGAAAUCGUGUUCAAUUGAGUUGUACACCAUGUCGACAUGCCAAACUUAAAUGCGAUCGAGCUCAACCAUGCAGCCAAUGUCAAAAGAAGGAUAGGGUAGGAUCAUGUUUAUAUCCCACGCCCUUACCAAGAAAGAAAGCUGCGAUGACAAUGCACAAAAGGUUGAAGCAUCUGGAAAGCUUGGUUAAGGACGUUAUGAAUUCUCAACAAUUAGCUGAGCCAAAUACUCCUCCACGUGAUGGCCCGGAGCCCGGAAACCUUGUUGCCAGAGCGGAGGCUCGUGGGAUCUCAACGGAAGAUCAGAGAUUAAAUACGACUGAUAGUUCUCUUUCUGGCUUGGAUAAGCCCUCCAAUAUUCAACAGACAUUACCCGCCUUCAGGGCAGGAGAAGUUAAAGAAUAUUUUGAUCAAGGAGAAGACGAUGAUAUUGAAGAAGAGACUGGGGCUGAACCCAGUCUACUUUUCAACCCAGAUGCACCACCAACCAAAGCCAAACUAUUGGCAGCUCUACCUUCCCGUAGAGUCGUUGAUAAGACUGUUCAGGGUUAUUUUCAUGGAGCCAACCCUUCGCUACAUAUUUUGCAUGCUCCGACUUUUCAAAAAGAGUAUUUGAAAUUUUGGGCCAAUCCACAUGAGACUCCUAUUUGCUGGCUGGGCUUAUUAUAUGGCAUUAUGUGUCUAUCUUUAUUCUCCAGUUAUGCGGCAGGUGAAGAAAAUCCGGAUGAGCGUGCUUCUCAAAUGCAAACGAUACGAACAUAUCGACGCAACUGUAUCCAUUGCAUCCGCCUUUCGGAUUACACAAAACCAGGAAAGUAUACAAUCGAAGCAAUGCUUGCUCACUUGGAAGGAGAAUUUGUUCUCGGCGAUGCUGAUCAGGUGAACUGCUAUGUGCUUCUUGGUGUUGCUGUCCGAUUAGCCUUACGAAUGGGACUCCAUCGAGACGCCGAUAGAGUUGGUGGACAAAUUACUCCGUUCCAAGGGGAAAUGCGUAGGCGACUUUGGGCCACUUUAAGACAAAUAGAUUUACUGGCAUCCUUUCAUAUUGGGUUACCUAGUAUGGUUGAAUCCGUUGAGAGCGAUGUUCAAUUGCCCCGGAAUUUAAAUGACUCGGAUUUCGAUGAAGAUUGUACAGAGCUACCACCUUCUCGACCUGACUCAGAAGUAACAUCAGCGUCAUACGUUCGGUUCAAGAACAAAAUAUGUCAGGUUUUUGGGAAAAUUGCAGUACAUGCGAACUCAUUAUCCCCGCCUUCUUACGAUGAGAUCAUGGAAUUAGAUGCUCAGUUGGACGUGGUACAAGCAACUGUACCGCCAUCGUUCCGAUUUCAACCGAUAGAAAGUUGUAUCGCUGACCCAGCAAAGUUGAUUAUCCAGAGAUUGAAUGUCGCUCAUCUUCUAUGCAAAAGUCGAUGUGUUCUACACCGUAAGUAUCUUGUAGACAAUCAAGAUCAUCCUGAGCGAGAAUAUUCUGUUAAGGUCGGUAUCGAUGCCGCAAUGCAACUUCUCGAUUUCCAAAAACAGACAUACGAAGCUACACAGCCAGGACAGGUCUUGGCCCGAGAUAGAUGUUUCCCGUCUUCAUUAACGAUGCAUGAUUUCCUACUCGCGGCAAUGAUCGUGUACGUGAGGACGAUGAAGAUAUUGGAAGAAGAAAUCAAAGGCAAACAUCAGAACACCUCUUUUCAGAAACAAAAAGUGGAAAUGAUUUCUGCGCUAAAGAUGUCAUCGGAUGUAUGGCAGAUCACGCAACUGAAAUAUCCGGAGGUUAAACGGGCAGUGGAUGUGCUGGCUGUGAUGAUGAGAAAACUUGAUGCGGCUUAUGUGGCACUUGGGAAGUCACAAAUGUCUUGGGGUAUGGAUUUAGGUACAAAUGAUACUGGCUCGAUGGCUAGUUUGUCUUUGGAAGAUGAAUUCACAAUGAACCAAGCCACUACAAUUCCACCAGGAGCGAUUAUAUGGCCCAUGACUUCCCCCGCUCCCGCUCCAAAUUCCUCCUACAUGAAUUCAGAGAACACCCAAUCCAUUCUUCCCCAAACAAAUCUUCCCAAUGAGUCCGCACCGUUUGAUUAUUUGAUGGAUAUCCCUACUGACUUUGACUGGAACCUGUUCGACAAUCAUAUCAGGGCAGAAGCUAAUCAGCUAUCGACGCCCGGUCAGCAUCUUCCGGACAUAAAUCUUGGGGUGGAGGGGAUGAAUAGUUUUGAAUUUGGGUUUAUUUAGGGGAUUGUG